Molecule: messenger RNA, 2350 nt
Organism: Entrophospora sp. SA101
Lineage: Eukaryota; Fungi; Glomeromycota; Glomeromycetes; Entrophosporales; Entrophosporaceae
Source: the annotation of a GenBank genome assembly
UGAAAUUGUACGGGCUGGAUUAAGGAAUCCAGUCAGGGUUGUAGUUAAAGUUGAAGACGUUGUAACAAAAAAUGAACAGAGAACGCCUGCUACAUUACAAAUUGGAUAUAUUUUGUGUGAACCACAUCAAAAAUUAUCACAAUUAAUAAGAUUGAUGAAAAGUGAAAAAGUCGCAAAAAAAUACAUAAUAUAUUUUUCUACAUGUGCAUGCGUUGAUUAUUUUUACAAAAUAUUUGUAAAAUUACCACAAUUUAGUGGAGUGUCAAUUCAUUCACUUCAUGGAAAAAUGGAUACUAAAAGAAGAACAGCAAGAGGAUUAGACGUGCCUGAUGUAGACUAUGUUAUACAGGUAGAUCCACCACAAGACCCCAAAGUAUUCUCACAUCGUUGUGGAAGAACUGCAAGAGCUGGUAAGGAAGGGAAAGCGAUGGUAUUCUUGGGAAUUGGACGUGAAGAAGUUUAUAUAGGUGGGAGUUGUAACUCAACAGUUUUUCAUUCAUAUAUUUUAUCGAAUGGAAAAAAUCUCACUACUGUUGAAAGAGAUGAAAAUGAUCAAGAAAUUUUUGAUAAAUUUACAUCUAAAACGCCAAAAGAAAGUAAAACUUUGUCAGAUAUUAUAAUGGAAAAAAUUGAAUCACAGCAAAAUUCGAAAAAGCAAAUGUCUUUAGAUAAGGAAUCAUCAUCAACUGUGAAUCCAAAAGUUGUUGAAGUUUACUCAAAAGUUGGUACUUUGUUAAGUGGGUAUAAAUCUGGUAAGAUUCCAAAAGCCUUCAAAAUUAUUCCAUCACUACCAGAUUGGGAGGAUAUAUUAUAUCUCACAAAACCUGAAAAUUGGACUCCACAUGCAACAUUGCAGGCAACUCGUAUUUUUGUUUCUAAUCUGAGUGAUAAACAAUCUCAAAGAUUUUUUGAUAUUGUACUUUUGGAUAAAGUUCGUGAUGAUAUAAAAGAAAACAAAAAACUUAAUCCUCAUUUAUAUAUGGCAUUAAAAAAAGCUUUAUAUAAGCCAGCUGCAUUUUUCAAAGGAAUUUUGUUUCCAUUGUCAGCAAUUGUUGGUAGUGUAAUAUCUAAAGUUAGUAUCCCGAUGCUUCAUUCUUCAGCUGCACUAUUACGAUUGGCAGAAAUGGAUUAUACUGGUCCCAGCAGUUUAUUUAUUCGCAUUUUGCUUGAUAAAAAAUAUGCAUUACCAUACAAAGUUGUAGAUGCUUUGGUAUUUCAUUUUGUUAGAUUUAAAAACGAUGAAAGGAAAAUGCCUGUAUUAUGGCAUCAAUCUUUUUUAGUAUUUGCACAAAGAUAUAAACAAGAUUUGACACCAGAGCAGAAAGAAGCACUGUUUGAUGUACUUAAAUCUAAAUUGCAUGAACAAAUCACACCUGAAAUUCGACGAGAAAUUGCUAACUCUGUUGCUCGUGAUGAAAUCAUCCAAGAUUUGAUCUACAUUGGUUGCUCAAAUAUUUUUGAUAUUAUUCCAAGAUUUAUAAAUAAAUUACAUAUUAACAAAAAAGAAGAUAUGAGUUCAGGACUUCCUUGGCUUGAAAAAUAUCGACCAGUAGUUUUAGAUGAUAUAGUUGGAAAUGAAGAUAUUGUUGAGAGGCUGAAGGUGAUUGCAAAUGAUGGUAAUAUGCCACAUAUGCUUUUAUCUGGAGCACCAGGUGUUGGUAAAACUACUAGUAUUUUAUGUCUUGCGCGUGCAUUAUUAGGAGAUCAUUAUAAUAAUGAUGCUGUGUUGGAACUAAAUGCAUCCGAUGAUAGUAUGACAAUUGGUGCACAACAAUCUCUUCGUCGUAUUAUAGAAUUAUUUUCAAAGACAACUAGAUUUGCACUUGCAUGUAACAUAUCAAACAAAAUUAUUGAACCAAUUCAAAGCAGAUGUACUAUAUUUAAAUUUAAAAAAUUAACAGAUGAUAUGAUCGAAAAAAGAUUAUUAGAAAUUUGUAAACAUCAAGAUGUAAAAUAUGUUCCUAAAGGUAUUGAUGCAAUCGUAUUUACAUCAGAAGGUGACAUGCGACAAGCUAUCAAUAAUUUACAGUCAAUUUUCAAUGGAUUUGGAAUAGUUACUGAAGAGAACGUCUAUGUGAAUUGUGAUGUGCCACACCCACACUUAUUAGGUGAAAUUCUUGAUGAUUGUUUAAAUGGAAAUGUAUCAGAGGCUAUGGAUAAAAUGACAAACCUUUUACAUAAGGGACAUAGUGCUGAGGGCAUUGCCACUACUCUGUUCAGGGCAUUAAAGACAAAAAAUGAAAUAAACGAAGCAAUGAGAUUGGAAAUUAUAUUUGAAGUUGGAACGGCACAUAGGAAAAUUUUAGAAGUUUCUGACAAAAAUUAUAAUUCUGCUAAUUGGUAUCACUAA